Hippopotamus amphibius kiboko is the source of this 4852-nucleotide messenger RNA. It is a transcript of the gene KLHL8, whose product is annotated as kelch like family member 8. The coding region runs from base 290 to 2152 and encodes 620 amino acids. The record is from RefSeq and is a predicted model, not a curated record. Lineage: Eukaryota; Metazoa; Chordata; Mammalia; Artiodactyla; Hippopotamidae. Gene Ontology annotation, molecular function: protein binding. The transcript has 10 exons.
GGGGCCGCGCAAAAGAGCGCGCGUCCGUGAAGUGCUCGCGAGGGGCUGGUGCGGCGCCGCUCCGAGCUGCGGGAACCUGGUGGCGCGGCUGCAGCCUUGACGAGGCCGGGAGACACCGAGCGGAGGGACGAGCUGAGGACUGAGUCUCAGCAAACUGGACAAUGGCAGUUGAGUAGGUUUUGAAAAAUGUCUGAAGUUUAGUGGACUGCAUCUGCCUUCUCCCUAUCCUUUACAAAAGAAUAAAUGGGAUGUUUGAGAAGAGAGCUGUAUUAAAAGAAGAGUGUUGCAAAUGGCUUCAGAAUCUGUGAAUGCAAAACAACCUAGGAAUCGCUUCACAAAGGGGAAAAGGCAACAACAGCACCAGCAAAUAAAGAACAGAUCUUCACUUGGUGAUGGUGAUGGAGAAGACUCCUUUAUCUUUGAGGCAAAUGAAGCUUGGAAAGAUUUUCAUGGUUCUCUUCUUCAGUUUUAUGAAAAUGGAGAACUCUGUGAUGUCACAUUGAAGGUUGGCUCAAAGCUAAUCUCUUGUCACAAACUGGUAUUGGCUUGUGUUAUUCCCUACUUCAGAGCUAUGUUUCUCUCUGAAAUGGCUGAAGCCAAACAAACGCUGAUUGAGAUCAGAGAUUUUGAUGGUGACGCAAUAGAAGAUUUGGUAAAGUUUGUCUAUUCUUCACGGCUCACUUUGACUGUUGACAAUGUCCAGCCUCUCUUAUAUGCAGCCUGUAUUCUACAGGUUGAACUGGUGGCUAGAGCAUGUUGUGAAUACAUGAAGUUACAUUUUCAUCCUUCCAAUUGUCUGGCAGUAAGAGCCUUUGCAGAAAGUCACAAUCGAAUAGACUUAAUGGACAUGGCGGAUCAGUAUGCCUGUGAGCAUUUUACUGAAGUGGUGGAGUGUGAAGACUUUGUAAGUGUGUCACCCCAGCAUCUCCAUAAGCUUUUGUCCUCCAGUGAUCUAAAUAUUGAGAAUGAAAAGCAGGUCUAUGGUGCAGCCAUCAAGUGGCUUCUUGCCAAUCCUCAGCAUCAUUCCAAAUGGUUGGAUGAAACACUUGCACAGGUUCGUUUGCCGCUGUUGCCAGUUGAUUUUCUAAUGGGUGUUGUGGCAAAAGAACAGAUUGUCAAACAAAAUCUAAAAUGUAGAGAUUUGUUGGACGAAGCAAGGAAUUACCACCUUCAUUUGAGUAGCAGAGCAGUACCUGACUUCGAAUACUCCAUUCGGACUACUCCAAGGAAACAUACUGCUGGUGUGCUAUUUUGUGUAGGUGGUCGAGGUGGAUCGGGUAACCCCUUUCGCAGUAUUGAAUGCUAUUCUAUUAAUAAAAACAGUUGGUUCUUUGGACCAGAAAUGAACAGUCGAAGGCGACACGUGGGUGUAAUCUCAGUGGAAGGUAAAGUGUAUGCAGUGGGUGGACAUGAUGGAAAUGAACAUUUAGGUAGUAUGGAGAUGUUUGAUCCUCUUACUAAUAAAUGGAUGAUGAAGGCAUCAAUGAACACAAAGAGGCGAGGAAUUGCCUUGGCCUCCUUGGGAGGUCCAAUUUAUGCAAUUGGAGGGUUAGAUGACAACACUUGCUUCAAUGAUGUGGAGAGAUACGACAUAGAAUCUGAUCAGUGGAGUACAGUGGCACCCAUGAAUACUCCCCGUGGAGGAGUUGGCUCUGUGGCUCUUGUGAACCAUGUUUAUGCAGUAGGUGGCAAUGAUGGAGUAGCUUCUCUAUCUAGUGUGGAGAGGUAUGAUCCACAUCUCGAUAAAUGGAUAGAAGUUAAAGAAAUGGGUCAGCGAAGAGCAGGCAAUGGAGUUAGUGAGCUCCAUGGUUGCUUAUACGUUGUUGGAGGUUUUGAUGAUAAUUCUCCUCUGAGUUCAGUUGAGCGGUAUGAUCCUCGAAGCAACAAGUGGGAUUAUGUAGCGGCCCUCACCACUCCCAGGGGUGGAGUGGGGAUCGCAGCAGUGAUGGGCAGAAUCUUUGCAGUCGGUGGUCAUAAUGGCAGUGCAUACUUAAAUACAGUGGAGGCGUUUGAUCCAGUGCUGAAUAGGUGGGAGCUUGUUGGAUCUGUAUCUCACUGCAGAGCUGGAGCAGGUGUAGCUGUGUGUGCCUGUUUAACUAACCAAAUUCGAGAUGUAGGUCAUGGAUCCAGUAAUGUGGUCGACUGUAUGUGACUUGAGUUCCAGCCACCAAUUUAGUCAUAUCUGGUAGGCAAGAAAGACAACCAGGAUUUUGAAAUGGCCACCUUUGAACAGUUUUAACUACUACUAGAGUCUCAUUUAAAUGUAAACUGUUGUGACUAAGUGCAACUUUUGAAAUGGUAGCUGAAGAACUGCUAGUAAUAAAGUUAAAGCCGAUGCUUCCCACUUUAACAAAUAAUGAACUAGGGAGGGAAGGAAAACACCCUAACCUGAAACUAUACUUCCUCCAAAAAAAAUAUGUUUAAAGGACUACCAAAACCUUGAAAUUCCUUUUUUUUUUUUUUUUUUAAAUGUGGAUGAGUCAAAAUGUAAAAUGAAGUCAUUUGCUGAGCUUUACCUUUUGCCUAAAGGUGUUAACCUUAGGCAGUGGAUUUUUCCUAGAGGGGAGAUUGGAACCUAUUCAUCAACACAAGGAUAUCAGGACACAUAACAGAUCUGCUCCAUUUGAAGAUCUUUUCUACUUGGUGCUGAUGAAUUUAUGCCUUGCUUUUUUCUAGGUGUUGAUUUUUCAAUUCCUUGGAUAUUUGAAGAAAAAGGAAAAAUGUUUAAUUCUUCUGAGUGCCCCUUGGCUGUGUUUUCAGAAGCUUACAGGAAUGCUAUAUGAAGCCCUUAAUUUCAGUUUGAUUUGUUAGGACACCAAAAGAUCUAACUGAACUAACUCCAUCUGAACAAAUCUACACUUUUAUUUUUUCAUCUCAUGCAGAAAGGAUUUGUUUCAUAAUCAAAAAUUGAACCAGAGGAGAUAUUAGAGAAGGCUUUAGAGUCAGCAUUAUUCUGGUGCCCAUUUGAGAGACCUUGAGAGGGAGUGAUGUCCAUCACGUGACUCCCUGAUGAGGGGACUCCGAAAAUAUGUUUAACAUCCUCCUUUGACUUAAUCAUUUCAUUUUGAACCCAACAUUUAUUAUCUUUCUGUUUUGCUAUUUUCCACCAUCAUAAUUUUUCUAAACUGUACAGAAUCUGGAUUUAUUUAUUAUCAGAACAUGAAUGCAUUUUUACAAAAACCCUUUCUUUAUAGACUAGUUGAACUGUUGAUUACUUCAAGCUCAUCAUUACCAAUAAAAGAUAUUGUAAAAACAGAGAAAGAUUGAAACUCUUUUUCUUGUUAUAUUUAAUUCUCUCCAGUAUUUAUUGAACUUUAAUUGAAAAUAUUUCUUUACAUUACAUUGAAGCCAGGAUAUUGAUACACCUGCCGAUCUAACAGCUCUUCAUGGUUUUACCAGAAUUAUAAAGUGACUUAUUAUAUGUAUAUAUUUUUAUAAAUAUUUAUGAAGAAUAUUAAAAUAUUCUAUUUUGUAUUUGCAGUGCAGUUUGGUACCUCUUUUUUAGGCCUUCCUAAAUUUUCCUUUAGUCAUGCCUUAGAAUUCAGUAAAAAGUUUACUGCUGUCAGUCAUCUUGUUCACAAGGAAGCUGGGGCAGUGAAGAACACUACUCCAUCUGUCCAGCCCUGAAGUUCAUUGCCUGGUAGCUGUGAUGGUCCUUAUUAAAUGGCAGCCUAGGCUUGUCAGUACAGUAAGGCAAAAAGCCACAUGACAGAAGCCAGUGCCUUGGGUAUGUUAGAUCAAAAAAAAAAAAAAUAAGAAGAAAACAGUGUAAGAGGGGUCAGCUAGCAGAUAAAGGUCUUUCAUGAAGCAGAUUUAAAUGUUCCCAAAUUAUGCCAUUUUUUGCUGUCAGCCUGUGGGCAAGUCCAUAAGUCAUUGCUGGAUCUGAACUAGUGUUCUCUUAUACAACUGUAACUGUAUUUCAGUCAGUCCCAAAAGCACUUAACUUGUAGCACUCACUGGACUGGCUACAACUGGCUGGAUGUGGAGAAUAAGGCUCAAAACUUGGCUUCAGCUAUUUCUCAUGUCUAAUGGAGUCCUUUUAUUAUAAUGCUUGUCUAGGUAUGGCUACUAGUGUGUUAUAUUUAUUUCUGUGGGGGAGGGGAUCUUUUUUGUUUCUAAGAUUAUUUAAAAUGUUUUUUUCUUUAACAUGUUUCUGCCUUUGUCAUGUGUAUAGCAUUAAGGUGUUCCAUUUCCAUUACUGGUUUUAUCUGUACAGUAGUCAUCUAACAUUACUAAGUUGGUACCCUAGCUACCCAUAACAUAUAAGUACUCAUAAGGGAGGUAAAGUGACGUAAGUGGAACACGUGGCUGGCUGUUUCAUUAUGUGUGGGCAGUCAGAAGCAUAGCCCUGAAGGACCUGACAGUGGUGUGAAAAGAUUAAUAGUGGAAUCAAUCAGGCUGAAGGAAUCAUGCAACUGAAAGGUGAUUAUAUUCAUAGGAAAAGAAGGAUGAAAUAUUCAAAGAAGAUGGCUACUUAAUUGUGAGGCCUGUGCCUUUAACUCCAGAUGUUAAUAUCACCUACCAGAAAGAUGUAAAAUAGAGCUAAAAUUCUAAAUUCUAAAUGAAAAAAAAAAAAAAAAAAAAAAGUAAAAAUUUGCAUAUUUCUUUAAGAAAUAUUUCUAGUUGCUUUUGUGUGAUUCUCCCAUAUAGUUAUGAAAGCCACUGCUUUUAUUGUUGUACUGCCAAUUUCAAAACAAAUUACUUGAUAUUGUUUUUUGACUAAUUUCACUAUAUUCUGUGUAACUAAUUUAUUUUUAAAUGUUCAAAUAAACUUAGUACUCUGAAUAUUAUUCAUUCUCUUAAUUCCUAAAUGCAUUUUAAACUUACAAUGCUGUUAAAUGCCUAGAUAAGA